Messenger RNA from Cydia strobilella, 3097 nucleotides. RefSeq names its product protein embryonic gonad-like. Lineage: Eukaryota; Metazoa; Arthropoda; Insecta; Lepidoptera; Tortricidae. Gene Ontology annotation, molecular function: nuclear receptor activity; estrogen response element binding; zinc ion binding. Gene Ontology annotation, cellular component: nucleus; chromatin. The transcript has 3 exons. The coding region runs from base 563 to 1546 and encodes 327 amino acids. Gene Ontology annotation, biological process: regulation of transcription by RNA polymerase II. The record is from RefSeq and is a predicted model, not a curated record.
UGAUUGAUCUUAUUUAUUAACGAAAUAAAAAAACUGUAUAGGUUUUUGGGUAUGAAAAUAAAACUGACAUCAAACGUCAUAGACUACGUGCAUUAUGGAAGGGAAAGUAACGGGACUAUCGGACGCGACCUUCCCACCCGGCCGCCUCGUGCCAACUGACAGAUGAGCCAAGCUUAACCUCUGAUAAUAAGAGUAAACGGCGCAGCACUACAAGCAAGCGCCGCGCGCGAGCGGGACGCACGACGUAUCUUCUUCGUGAAGUGCAAGAUGGUUUUACAGUCACACACGGACCACAUCCGAGUGAGGCGAGGGAAACGCACGCGCAGGCGCCCGUACGCGUUCGAUUUACGAAUUCGCAACUUUUUUCUUUUUUAAACGGCUCUCGAAAACUGCCGGUGUUUUUUAUUGACGUUUAUUUUGAUGAACUGAUUAUUGUGAUUUUUUGUGAGUGUUUUGUGUAAAUAUGGAGAACGAAUCUUGCAGCUGAGUGGACACCGGUUUUUUUAAAUUAAAAAUCCAGGGAUAAUCGUGUACCUAGGCAGCUAAUAUUUCGAGAUUUAAGAUGAACCAACAAUGCAAAGUCUGCGGGGAGCCUGCCGCCGGCUUCCACUUCGGCGCUUUCACCUGUGAGGGCUGCAAGUCGUUCUUCGGGCGGACGUACAACAACCUGUCUUCGAUAUCUGAAUGCAAGAACAACGGAGAGUGCGUUAUAAACAAGAAGAAUCGAACGUCGUGCAAGGCCUGCCGGCUAAGAAAAUGUCUGUUAGUAGGAAUGUCAAAAUCUGGAUCUAGAUACGGCCGGAGAUCUAACUGGUUUAAAAUCCACUGCUUACUACAAGAGCAGCAGCAACAGCAUAUCCAGCAUAUGCAAACGAAUAAAUCGCCUCCAACCUUUAAUUCGUCUAUGAAUACGUCCUAUCCUCCUAUAAACCUUCUGCCAGCUGCAGCCUUAGCAGAGUAUUACAAAAGCUCAGAGAAGAGCCAAUUCACUGAAGACGUGACGCGGCAAAGCAUAUCACCGUCAGACUCUGGAGCGUCAUCAGCUGAUCCCGAAGACGAUAAUAGCUCUCGAAGCACUAGCGGCCUAAGUAUAUUCAGACCUGCCUCCUCGCCCUCCAGUGAAAAAGACGUCAGGCUACAUGCUGUUAGGAGCCAAACAAAAGACGUCAGAAAACGAAAACCUACGCUUCCACCGUCUCCUUUCGGGGCUACUCCUAGCUUUACCAGAACGGGAGCGUACCUACAACCCGUCCAAAAUCUUCGAUCGUUACCAACCGGUAUUCCUACAUGGCAGAACUGCAAUGGUGGUGACCUGAUUCUUCAUUCUCCAGCAGUAGCCGGAGUGGCCAUAGAACAAGACCAACCGAUCGACCUGUCCAUAAAAUCGGCUGUUCUAUACCGUAGUCCAAAGAACGAUGAUUUGAGCGAUUCAGAACCGGAAUUGAGUAUCGACAUGAGUGAGGACAGUACGAAAGAUAUUAUGAAGAAUCCAUUAGACUUGUCUUUGGUAUCGAAAAGGAAGGAAGAAGUUCCUUUAACUGGUUAACUUACUUAAACAAUAAGUGCCUUAAAUUGGGCCAUAUUUCAAUGUCGCGCGCAAUUUUAUAGCGUUGAAAUUGUACAUUGAAGUCAGACUUACCUAUGUAAUAAGUGACUAGAAGCCUAAUUUCGAAACGCUUGGUUAUAACGAACUGACACGUCGGUAAAAUCGUUUCUAAGUUAGCGUAGCAGACAAAAAUGGUCAGUGAAAUUAUUAAAAGUUGAAAUUCAUACUAGUUACGCUCUGAUUUAUACGUAACUAUGUUGCAUUGUUAAAUAUUAAGACAGGUCACGGCCAUGUAGCUAUUUUCCUUUAUAAUAAGUAGAUACUUAAGUUUUUACUUUUUAGUUAGUUUAUUUCAUACGAAUACUCUGCCAUACAGUAUUUAUUAAGUCUGCACAUUUCUCUUUUCUUGAUUACCCGAUCUAAAUACCAUAAUUCUAAUGUUUUAUUUUGUAAUUUUAGGUAGUGAAUAUAUAUUUUUAUUUGAAUUAUAACGAUAAAAUUACUGGUAAAAUUUAUUUAAAAUACGUUUACACUGCCAUGUUAAUAUAAAUUUUUACUACAUUCAGUGUCAUAGCCCAGUAAUAAACCUUACAGAUGUAGUGCAUAAUUAUUUUCUACCGUGUUUUCACGGAUACGCACGAACGUGCUAUUUCAGUCGGGCUCAGUACAAAAAGUAUUGAGGUUGACUAAAAUAGCAUAACAAAUACGAACGUUACCCAGAAAAUACGAUGGCCAGCAAUUGUGCACUACAUCUCUAACUGAAAAAUAAUGCUUUCUUUAUUUUGUUUAUUUUUAACUCAUAAAUCGUAGUUUAAAAUGCCAGUUAAUCCUAAAACGCCAGUGUUGACUUACCAGUUUUAGCAAAUUAAUGAAAGGGACGGAGGCCAGUUAAAAGCUCAAAAUUAAAAUGUACAAAUAAAAUUAAUUGAGACUUGUAUUAUAACUGCAACUAGGAUAACAGAUUUUUUAUAAUAUUUAUUUUAUUAGUACAUAGGCCAGUUUGUAUUGAGUCAUUUUUAAAUUGUAAUUUUAGGUAAUAUCUUUUUUGUAAUUUAUAUAGGUAGGUUAAUGCGUGUUUUUUAUUACUUUUUGUUGUUUGUUUAGAUUGUUGGAGAUUUUUUAAUUACUUUUAGACAUUCCAUUUGUGAAUUUGCUCAUUUCUAAUGUACUUUUUUAUGAUAAGUAAACAAUUCCAUUUCAUUUACAAAUUAGUACACAUUCCUGAGGCUGGUUCUCUUUUUGUUUAUUAAGUUAUUAGGUGCCAUGCAAAAUUAGAAUUAAUUAAUAAAAAAGAAAAACCUGUCGAUUUUUUUUAUUCCGCUGUAUGUGAAAACUAUGUACAAAAAGUUACCUCUUUCAUUUCUUAUUACAAAAACUAAAAAGAAUUUUAAGGUGAAAUCUGUCUGUACUCAAGUAAUUAUUUUAAUGAAUGAAAUAAAGUUGUUGUUGCUGUGUGAUACGAUAUUUUUUAUGUUUACAGUUUUACGUUUAUAAAUGAAUCUUAAUAUAUUGGAGGAAAAUAAAUAUGAGUGCCUUUAAACUACUUUGUUU